Messenger RNA from Chiloscyllium plagiosum (whitespotted bambooshark), 1702 nucleotides. NCBI's taxonomy places the organism in Eukaryota, Metazoa, Chordata, Chondrichthyes, Orectolobiformes, Hemiscylliidae. The record is from RefSeq and is a predicted model, not a curated record.
UUACUGUGUCAGUGUCUCAGGAUAGGAUACACAGCUGCGAACAAAUGGGCAACUCUCAUCUGGCAUCAGUCCCUGGCACUUGACUUAUGUAGAGCAGGAUUCUGCAUCAUGGGAAUGUGAACCAUUUGGGCUCAGCUGAAUGCAAAGACAGCCAACAGUAUUAAGAAGAAAACAACAGUGAGAGACAUGCUCAGCCCUGCUCCAAUCAAUCAGCCAGGAAUUCAAUAUCAUGUGCAUUUCAGUGAAGAGGGAGAUGCCAAGAAGAUAAAAAAAGCUUGCAAGGGAGCAGGAACAGAUGAAGUUGCUAUCAUCAAAAUCCUUGCAAAUCGUACAACAGCACAGAGACAAAAGAUAAAAGAGAAAUACAGAGCUUUGUAUGGAAAAGAUAUGGAAAAAGUGCUAAAAGGAGAUCUGAGCGGGUGCUUAGAAAAGACAAUUUUGGCCAUGCUAGACCUUCCCUGUGAAUUCGAUGCCAAGUUGCUGAAGGAGGCAAUGAAAGGAGCUGGAACUAAUGAAGAAUUGCUCAUUGAGAUUCUUUGCACACGGGCCAACUCACAAAUUACAGCCAUCAAAGAAGCAUACAAGCAAAUGUUUUCAAAUGAUCUAACAAUUGAUGUUCAAGGUGAAAUCAGUGGCACGCUGAGGAAAUUGCUGCUCUCAUUGCUUGAGGCUAACAGAGAUGAAGGAAUUGAAGUCAAUGUAAACCUGGCUGAACGAGAUGCAAAAGAGCUAUAUGAGGCUGGCGAAAAUCGCUGGGGCACAGAUGAACUGGCAUUUAAUACUGUAUUAACGAAAAGGAACUGUUUGCAGUUAAGAGCUACUUUUAAAGCCUAUGAAACACUCUAUGGUACAGCCAUUGAGGAAGUGAUCAAAACAGAAACAUCAGGCGAUUUGAAGAAGGCCUAUCUAACAAUUGCUCAAUGCACAAAGGACUGUCAGGCAUAUUUUGCCGAGGUGUUACAUGAGGCGAUGAAAGGUGCAGGAACCAAUGAGGACACACUGAUUCGCAUCGUGGUAUCUCGCUCAGAGGUUGAUCUUCCAUCCAUUAAGGAGAGGUAUCAGGAGAUGUACAAGAUAUCUUUGGCAGAAGCAGUCAAAUCUGAGACGUCUGGCGAUUUCCAGAAAGUUUUGCUGGCCUUGAUAAAAUAAAGGCAGUCAAUCCUGUGACACUGUUUUAAUCAAUAUUUUUAGGUGUCCCAUCUUCAGUAACAUGCAAUGUACAAAGCCACGUUGGUUGUUAGAUUUGAGAUGGCCACCAGUGUAAUACUACCAUAAAUUAUUGCUUUCUAAAAAAAUAUUGUGAAGGUAUUUCUUUUGGGGAAAAAUAAUGAACUGAUUAGAUUACUUUCAUGAGAAAUGAACAGAGAGCUGAGGGGUGGAUACUAAGUAGAUUGCUGUACCAAAGAGCCAGCACAAGUACAAUGGGCCAAAUGGUUUCCAUUCUAUGUAUCAUUCUAUGAUUAGAACCUGAUGUUACAGAUCAUUCGUGGAAUCUGAUUGGUGGUGGCAUCAUACAUAUUGUCGUCCAGAGUUUUAGAGAGUUAUAGCAAGGUAGAGGCUCUAUGGCUGACCAGGAAUCUCUCCCAUUCUUACCACCUGCCAUUGGUGUUCAUUGGAACGAUUUGCAAGUUGGUGAAAACUGAAAGAACUGUGGAUGCUGGAAAUCAGGAACAAAAAUAGAAAUUGUCAGAAAAUUUCAGGU